Molecule: messenger RNA, 4551 nt
Organism: Phyllopteryx taeniolatus (common seadragon)
Lineage: Eukaryota; Metazoa; Chordata; Actinopteri; Syngnathiformes; Syngnathidae
Exons: 10
Coding region: 295-1530 (411 amino acids)
Molecular function (GO): protein binding
Source: RefSeq, a predicted model, not a curated record
CCAUUUAAAAUAAAUAAAUGUUAAAAAAAAUCGGCGGUUUGUAAAGCAAUUGUGCCCCUUAGCGGUUACAAUACCAACCUGCAUCCCACCCUAAGCAACGCGAAGGAUAAAGAGAAAGCGCUCAGCCGCUCCUGUCGCAGUCCAAGCACUCAUCGAGUAUCAAAAGGAUGCGCUAAAUCAGUCCCAAAUUGGAGAACACACCACCGCGGGCACAUUGCAAAGUUGUUACGAACGGAUAUUUCUCUCUCUCUCUCUCUCUCAAAGGACCUGGACCUCCAUUUUAAAGCUGCCAGCAUGAUGAAGGAAUGCCUGCAGUUCCUCAUUGAACCGGCCAAAAAGCUCAAGAGCCGAUUGAAGCAGUCCCGCAAGCGAGUGAGGCUGGAAAAAAAAGAGCUGCUGGUGGAGAGUCAAUUAUUCAUCAUGGAGCUGGCCCGAGAACUCAGCAAAAUUUGUCAGAGGUCCACCAUUCUCCAACAUAUAUGGGCCGGUGAGGAUGUAUGGCCAGCCAGCUUGUGUCGGGACUUUAUUGCGGAGUGGGCGACUGUGCUGGAGAAGAAAGUGCAGCCCACAGUCAGCCUGUCAGACUGCCAGUACCACAGGCCGGAGAAGAUUGACUGGAGAGGUCACCUCCUUUGCAUCCUGGAGGCAGUAGAGGAGUGCGAUAUGGGGCCUCACAAGAGGGUCAUCAUGGAGUGGACGCGGAAAAUUAAAAGCAGGCCUCAGCCCACCGUGUGGCCCGGUGAGCCGGUGCUCAUGAUGCUGGACGACUUGGAGUUUCAGUGGAAGAGGGGUCGUCUGCCCAACCUUCUCCCAGCUGUGGAGCUUGUUAUGCUGGUUGUGCUGAACGCAGACAGCCCUGUCAAGGAGGACAUGACCAAGGAAUGGCUGGUCAGAAAGCAGAGAAACCAGAACAUGGAUGCUGUCCACUACAUACCCCAUGGUGUGUGGAACUGGAUCUUUGAGGCCUCAGAGGACGUGUUGCUGGACCCAGACUCAGCCAACCCAGACCUGUUGAUCUCCACUGAUGAAAAGAGCAUGCGAUGCGGCCUGGAGCGCCGCGACGUCCCGUGUUGCAACGGCCGCUUCGACGGCUGGUGGUGCGCCGCGGGUCAGGAGGGCUUCGCCUCCGGACGCCACUACUGGGAAGUGGAAGUGGGCCAACGGGACUGGCGUCUGGGUGUGGCUAAGGCGUCUGCCGUGAGGCGAGGUUUCCGCUCUCUCAACACAGACACGGGCUACCUGACCCUGCGCCUGGAGAGGGGCAAGGAUGUGAAGGCCUUGACGGUGCCCGCUACCUCGCUGCCUCGGAGCCUGGCGCCCAGGAAAGUGGGUGUGUACCUGGACUAUGAGCAGGGCCAGUUGUCCUUCUAUGACGUCGACAAGCGCUCCCACGUGUACACUUUUAAUGAAAAGUUCACAGAGAAGCUCGUCCCCAUAUUCGGGACUGUGGAGGUGCUCAAGGACCUGGUGAUCAGGCCAGCAGGGGUCAAACAACGGUGCCUUUGUCCUGGGCCAUGCCUCUGGAACUGAACUACACAACAUCACACAGCGUUUCUAGGAGGGGCAGUCAAAAAGUAACAAGCCCAAUUUAAUUCAACCUACUAAUAAUAGAUUUUUACUGUCCAGAAAUUUUCACGGUUUGUAGUUUAAAUACUUGUUUGAAGGUUUAAAUAUUUGUUUAUGCCUGUCCUCUCCAUCCAUCCAUCCAUUUUUUACCGCUUAUCCGAGGUCGGGUCGCGGGGGUAGUAGCUUUUAUCAGGGACGCCCAGACUUCCCUCUCCCCAGCCACUUCAUCCAGCUCUUCCGCGGGGAUCCCGAGGUGUUCCCAGGCCAGCCGAAGGACGUAGUCUCUCCAGCGUGUCCUGGGUCGUCCCCGGUGUCUCCUCCCGGUGGGACGUGCCCGGAACACCUCACCAGGGAAGCGUCUGGGAGGCAUCCGAAUCAGAUGCCCCAGCCACCUCAUCUGGCUCCUCUUGAUGUGGAGGAGCAGCGGCUCUACUCUGAGAUCCUCCCGGAUGACCGAGCUUCUCACUCUAUCUCUAAGGGAGAGCCCGGACACCCUGGGGAGGAAACUCAUUUCGGCUACUUGUAUCCGGGAUCUUGUUCUUUCGGUCACGAACCACAGCUCGUGACCAUAGGUGAGGGUAGGAACGUAGAUCGACCGGUAAAUCGAGAGCUUCGCCUUUCGGCUUAGCUCCUUCUUCACCACAACGGAAUGAUACAAAGUCACUGCAGAUGCUGCACCGAUCCGCCUGUCGAUCUCCCGUUCCAUUCUUCUCUCACUCGUGAACAAGACCCCAAGAUACUUGAACUCCUCCACUUGGGGGAGGAUCUCAUCCCUGACCUGGAGAGGGCCCGCCACCCUUUUCCGACUGAGGACCAUGGUCUCAGAUUUGGAGGCGAUGAUUCUCAUCCCAGCCGCUUCACACUCAGCUGCGAACUGCUCCAGUGAGAGUUGGAGAUCACGGCCUGAUGAAGCCAACAGAACCGCAUCAUCUGCAAAAAGCAGAGAUGCAAUACUGAGGCCACCAAGGCCACUGCGCCUUGAAAUCCUGUCCAUAAAAGUUAUGAACAGAAUCGGUGACAAACGGCAGCCGUGGCGGAGUCCAACCCUCACCGGAAACGAGUCCGACUUACUGCUGGAUAUGCGGACCAAACUCUCUCUCCGGUCGUACAGGGACCAAACAGCCCGUAUCAGGGGGUUCGGUACCCCAUACUCAUAGGAGCUUUUUAACCACAUCGGUGACCUCAACCCCAGAGAUAGGAGAGCCCGCCUCAGAGAACCCAGACUCUGCUCCCUCAUGGGAAGGCGUGUCGGUGGAAUUGAGGAGGUCUUCGAAGUAUUCUCCACACCGACUCACAACGUCCCGAGUCGAGGUCAGCAGCGCCCCAUCCCCACUCUUGUUGUUAUUUAAAAAAAAACAAAAAAACCUGCAAACAAGUAUUUCAGCUCCAAACCGUGGAAAUUUCUGAAAAAGAUUUCAAAUAUUAGUAGGUUAAAUUUAAUUAGACUCAUUACUUUUAGACUCCAUCUCAUAUUAUGGUAUGAGAAAGUGGCUGGUCGUGUAUUUGUUACCGGGGCCUUUAGUGCGGAUUUAAGUAACUUAAUCCACUUCUGAAUAUAAGCACUACCGCAGUUAUAGAUACCAUCAAAAAUGCAAUACAGUGGAAUGUCCAAGCCCUGCCGUGAAUAGUGACGGUCUGCAAGUAAUUGACGCCCCCCAAUAAAGGUUUAGAAUUGUCUAAGGAUGCCACAAGAUGGUGGCAAAGCACUGCGUUUGACUAAAUGAAACUCCUCAACUCACUUCAACAUAGUUUCUUGGCACCAAGGAGCCACAAGAUUGUUUACAAAUCACUAUUUUUUGCUAAAUUAAGCUCCUCGAUUCACUUCAUCAUAGUUCUUUGGCACCAAAAUGCCAAAAGUUGGUGGCUAACUUUUGUGUAAAUGAAGCUCCCAAUUCACAUCAAAAUACUUCCUUGGCAUCGAGAUGCCUCAAGAUUGCACCAAAGUAAUACUUUUAUUGCUUUUUAAUGAGCACAAAACCAGCAAAUAGGUGAGUUUUCAGCAAAUAACAGAGGAUAAGUAAACAAACAAAAAAAAUGAUGCAAAUAAAUAGGUUAAUUCACCCUCCUAAAAAAGGUUUAUAAUUGCCUGUAGCUGCCACAUGAUGAUGACAAAGCACUACUUUUAUCUAAAUGAAUCGCCUCAUUUUACUUCAACACAGUUCCAGAGAUGCCACAAAAUGUGCCAAAGUAAUACUUUUAUUUUGCAGAUAGGUGAGUUUUUCCCAAUUGCAAUUAAUGGAGGAUAUGUUCCAAGAAAAAAAAAAAAAGAUGAAUUUGCUGAAUAACUGAAUGACUGAAUAAAUAGAAUGUCGUCGCCUCACACAGAGGCUGAAAUGUGAUUGGACAAAAAAAAAAAAGAUCCCAAUUAACAUCCACAUGUACUGGAAGCAACCAAGAGAAAUGCUACAAAAUGAAGAGUAUAGAGUGUUGGGAAUAUUUAGUACAAUUUCAUGGAACGAAUGUUAGGUUGUAAAUGUAUGUCGGUGUUUAAACCAGCAGAGAAGACGCACCACUGGUAUGAGCAUAUUUUAAGCAUAACAAAAUCCAAUUCACUGGAACCACCAAUUUCGAACACAAUGCCACACUGGUUCACCUCCAUAGGAAAUAACGCAAUGACAAAUAAUUAGUCUUUAACUGUUGCCAUCAUAAAACCUUAAUUAACUUUACAGGAAAUGUUUUAUGUAUAGGGGGUUCUCAGUUUAUGAAAAAGUUCUAUUCCUAUGACGGUGACAUUAAAUGGGAAAUUCUUCGACUUCUGUGGUUCCAUUGUAUCCAAAAUGUAUAUAGAAACACCAAUAGCAUAGAACGAGCUUAAUUCUCCACUGGGUUACAUCAUGGAUCACAGAGUGAAAUACAGUAUUUGCCUAGUGUACAGUAUGUUUUCAGCUUGAUUGCUUUUUAUACAGUUUAAAUGUCUGACAGAUUUGUCGUAUUUGUAAAGGGCUUUUUUGCAGGGUGGAUUUCUUUGUUUUGUUUUGUACAUGG